AUGAAUGUGCUGGCACAUUGUAGAGUAUACCCACUCUCCACCUUUUACAAGCCCGUUGCCAUAGAUAUUGAUUGGCUUGGUAGAGACUCGUUUGGCAAUGCGAUACUUGACUGCGAUCAAAACCAAGAUGCUCAAAAACUCAAGCCCGCUGGGUUUCUGCAUCUGAUAGAACAUAAUUUCGGGCCUUCAGCUCUCAAAAAAACACUUUUGACAAGGUUAGUGAAGACUUGUCCCGAUCAAAGUUUCAUCCUGGUUAUUGACGUGAUUUCGUGCUGGAAGCCAUUUCUGUCGCAACUGGAACUGGAAGAUAAGGACGUUGCUUAUUUGAACACAGCCUCGCUUCUUCAUUUCGACUCUCUCAUCAAUUUUCUAGUGCAACUCAACGAAAGUCCACAGGAUGCAUUAUCGCGUUGUCAAAAACGAGUUUCAUUACAGUACCAACUAGCUGGGAUUGUGAUCGACAACAUCUCCUACUACACCCAUGAUGCAGCUUCGUAUGACCUUCUAUUCAAAGUCCUGCGUUUAUUAAGGGCCAGAUAUGGCUGCUAUAUUGUUACUGUCGGGUACGGUCUGGAGUUCUACAAUGGCGUUGAAAAGGGACUGGCAGACAUAUCGGCUCAACCUUGCGAUAUUCCAACUCGUUUGCCAAUUUCAUACGUGAAAAACAUGGAUUGCGUUUUGCUCAGAGACACGGAUACAAUUGCUAGAGUUAUCGAUCUCAAGUGA
Messenger RNA from Lachancea sp. 'fantastica', 726 nucleotides. The record is from the annotation of a GenBank genome assembly. Lineage: Eukaryota; Fungi; Ascomycota; Saccharomycetes; Saccharomycetales; Saccharomycetaceae.